This is a messenger RNA of Medioppia subpectinata, 557 nucleotides long. The record is from the annotation of a GenBank genome assembly. NCBI's taxonomy places the organism in Eukaryota, Metazoa, Arthropoda, Arachnida, Sarcoptiformes, Oppiidae.
GUUUACUAUAUAAGCGAUUGAUUUUAACAAAACAAAUAACACUUCAGGUCUUGUAUUCAUUGAUUGAUUUCAAAUACAAUACAAACAUAAUGUUGAAGAUUGUAUUAUUGCUGUCGGCGGCCGCUCUUUGUUACGGCGUUGAGCGAACUGUUGACGAUUGGUGUCGAAAAGACGGUUACAUUCCCGGCACAGAUCCGCACGAUUACUACAAAUGCGAAUACGUGGCCGACCAGUGCUGGAACAGACAUCUGGAUCACUGUCCCGAUGGCGGCACUUGGGAUCAGGAACAUCAUACAUGCAAAGCAAAGCCUACGACCACCACCACUACCACAACUACAACCACCACAACCACAGCCGCUCCCACAACAACUGAAGAUGAGGUGGACUUUUACUGUUCCCGAGACGGAUACAUGACCUAUGGUUUAGAUAUCCAUAAGUUCUAUCAGUGCGAGAAUAUCGGACCCCAUAAGUGGAGACUAACCCUUCAGCCCUGUCCUGCCGGGGCAUCCGGACCAUUGGUUUGGCACCAGGAGCUUAAGAGAUGUGAAAAUCCAUAG